CCCCGGGCAAGGUUGCAGGGGCAGGAUGGGGCUGAAGGGAUGAGCAGGGUCCCGGGCCCACCUGCUGAUACAGCAUUGGCCAUGUGGGGGCUGCAAUCGGAUUUGGAAGACCCUGGGGCUUGGGGGCAUGUCCAGUUUUCCCAGUUCCCUAAAAAAUGACCAUGCAGCCUGGCGCCGUGGCUCACGCCUGUAAUCCAAACACUUUGGGAGGCUGAGGCAGGCAGAUCACCGGAGGUCAGGAGUUCGAGACCAGACUGGCCAACAUGGCAAAACCCUGUCUCUACUAAAAAUACAAAAAUUAGCCAGGCAUAGUGGCACGUGCCUAUAAUACCAGCUACUUGGGAGGGUCAGGCAGGAGAAUCACUCGAACCUGGGAGGCGGAGGUUGCAGUGAGCCAAGAUCGCGCCACUGCACUCCAGGCUGGGCGACAGAGUGAAACUGUGUCUCAAAAAUAAAAAUAAAAAGACCAUGCCUACAUCUGUGGUCAUUCCAGGCAAGGCAAUGAAAAGGCAGGGUUCUGAGGUCCAGCAGGGCUGGGUUUGAAUAGGAUCCCUGGCCGGGCACGGUGGCUCAUGCCUGUAAUCCUAGUACUUUGGGAGGCCAAGGCAGGCAAAUCACGAGGUCAGGAGUUCAAGACCAGCCUGACGAAUAUGGUGAAACCCCACCUCUACUAAAAAUACAAAAAUUAGCUAGGUGUGGUGGCAGGCGCCUGUAAUCCCAGCUACUCGGGAGGCUGAGGCAGGAGAAUCACUUGAACCCGGGGGCGGAGGUUGCAGUGUGUCAAGAUCGCGCCACUGCACUCCAGCCUGGGCAACAGAGUCAGACUCUGUCUCAAAAAAAAAAAAAAAAAGAAAAACAAAGGAAUAGGAUCCCUCACUUGCUGUGGUAUGCGGGGCAAGUGAUUUAUGAUCUCUGAGCCUCAGCUUGCUCAUCUGUGAAAUGGGGAUCCUAGGGAAAGGGAAGGCCUGGCUUCUGGCUUAGUUAAGGGGCAGAUUAAGAAAUAAAAAGAGGCUGGGUGCAAUGGCUCACACCUGUAAUCCCAGCAAUUUGGAAGGCUGAGGUGGAAGGAUCACUUGGGGCUCAGGGGUUGAAGACAAGCCUGGUCAACACAGGGACACCUCGUCUCUACAAAAAGUUUAAAAAGUUAGCUGGGUGUGGUGGUGUGUGCCUGUGGUCCCAGCUACUUAGGAGACUGAGGCGGGAGGAUCACCUCAGCCUGGGAGGGCAAGGCUGCAGUGAGCUAUGAUCACACCACUGCACUCUAGCCCUGGGCAACCGAGCAAGACCCAGUCUCAAAAAUCGAUAAAUAAUAAUAAUUAAUAAGAAGUCAUCAGCGAGUUGGCCAAGGUCACUCAGCAGGGCUAUGGGGGCUGUGAUCGCAUGGACUGUCUCUAUGGCAACAGCAGUGAGGGUGACAGGUGGCCAGACUUGGUCCGGGAACGUAUAAUAGCUCAAUCUUUUGAAUCUAGCGCUCCCGAAUUACUUUGGCAACCGUAGGGCACUGGGCCAGCUCAAAGAGAGGGCGAGGGAAGCCUGGAGCCACGCCCCCUGGGCACGCCCCCGCACGGCCUCUCCCCAUUGGUCAGUUCCGGAGGCCCCCACUCCGCGAGCAGCUAUAAGAUGGGCGGGCGGGACCAGCGCGGGUGUGGAGACUUGAGCCUGGGGUCAGCGGAGACAGCUGGGGUCUGAAGCCGCUCGCACCCAGGGUGACCCUGUUUGCAGCACGAUGUCUGAAGACGAGGCGGCUCAGAUCCCCAGAUCCAGUGUGUGGGAGCAGGACCAGCAGGUGAGGGCUGCCCCUCCCAUGGAGCAGGGACACAAGAAUGUGGUGCAGCGCGUGGUGGCUCUGCCCCUGGUCAGGGCCACGUGCACCGCGGUCUGCGACGCUUACAGUGCAGCCAAGGACAGGCACCCGCUGCUGGGCUCCGCCUGCCGCCUGGCUGAGAACUGCGUGUGCGGCCUGACCACCCGUGCCCUGGACCACGCCCAGCCGCUGCUCGAGCACCUGCAGCCCCAGCUGGCCACCAUGAACAGCCUCGCCUGCAGGGGCCUGGACAAGCUGGAGGAGAAGCUUCCCUUUCUCCAGCAACCUUCGGAGACGGUGGUGACCUCAGCCAAGGACGCGGUGGCCAGCAGUGUCACGGGUGUGGUGGACCUGGCCCGGAGGGGCCGGCGCUGGAGCGUGGAGCUGAAGCGCUCCGUGAGCCAUGCCGUGGAUGUUGUACUGGAAAAAUCAGAGGAGCUGGUGGAUCACUUCCUGCCCAUGACGGAGGACGAGCUCGCGGCACUGGCGGCUGAGGCUGAAGGCCCUGAAGUGGGUUCGGUGGAGGAUCAGAGGAGACAGCAGGGCUACUUUGUGCGCCUCGGCUCCCUGUCAGCACGGAUCCGCCACCUGGCCUACGAGCACUCUCUGGGGAAACUGAGGCAGAGCAAACACCGUGCCCAGGACACCCUGGCCCAGCUGCAGGAGACGCUGGAGCUGAUAGACCACAUGCAGUGUGGGGUGACCCCCACCGCCCCGGCCCGCCCUGGGAAGGUGCACGAGCUGUGGGGGGAAUGGGGCCAGCGCCCUCUGGAGAGCCGCCGCCGGAGCCAGGCAGAGCUGGAGACGCUGGUGCUGUCCCGCAGCCUGACCCAGGAGCUGCAGGGCACGGUAGAGGCGCUGGAGUCCAGCGUGCGGGGUCUGCCCCCCGGCGCCCAGGAGAAGGUGGCUGAGGUGCGGCGCAGUGUGGACGCCCUGCAGACCGCCUUCGCUGAUGCCCGCUGCUUCAGGGACGUGCCAGCGGCCGCGCUGGCCGAGGGCCGGGGUCGCGUGGCCCGCGCGCACGCCUGCGUGGACGAGCUGCUGGAGCUGGUGGUGCAGGCCGUGCCGCUGCCCUGGCUGGUGGGACCCUUCGCGCCCAUCCUUGUGGAGCGAGCCGAGCCCCUGCCCGACCUGGCAGACCUGGUGGAUGAGGUCAUCGGGGGCCCUGACCCCCGCUGGGCGCACCUGGACUGGCCAGCCCAGCAGAGAGCCUGGGAGGCACAGCACAGGGACGGGAAUGGGGACGGGGACGGGAUGGGUGUUGCCGGGGACAUCUGUGAGCAGGAACCCGAGACCCCCAGCUGCCCGGUCAAGCACACCCUGAUGCCCGAGCUGGACUUCUGACCCAUGGGCCAGUGGAGGCAGGGAGGAAAGGCCACUGCACACCCCGAUCCCUGCUGCCCCCUGGUGGCCACACGUAAGCACGAGGCCUUGGCCUUGACCCUUGGCCUUGAUCCUUGGCCUUGACCCUUCUUUGGACUCAGGCCCGACUCUGGAUCCCUGACCACCUUUUUGGUAUUGAACUCUCCCAUUUUUUCCUUGAACACAUGGACAAAGAGGCCCGGGGGAGCAGGGCCUCGAACCCAAUUCAGGCCAACUUGAGCCACAAGCUGGGUUCUUCACCUAUGUCCUGCUCCCUGGCUCCAUGAAGCGAAUCCAAAUCUUUCCAAGAGGCUGGACACAGUGGCUCACGCCUGUAAUCCCAGCACUUUGGGAGUCUGAGGCAGGUGGAUCAUCUGAAGUCAGGAGUUCGGGAUCAUCCUGGCCAACAUGAUGAAACUCUGUCUCUACUUAGAAAAAAAAAAAAAAAGCCAGGUGUGGUGGUGUGCACCUGUAGUCCCAGCUAGUUGUGAGGCUGACGCAGAAGAAUUGCUUAAACCUGAGAGGCGCGGAGGUUGCAGUGAGCAGAGAUCGCGCCACUGCACACCAGCCUGGGUGACAGAGCGAGACUCCAUCUAACAAAAAAUAAUAAUAACAGCCUCCCCAAGAAAUACACAUUUUGCCCAAUGCCUUCUGUUUGGGGCUUUGAAAAGUGAGCCCUGACUGGGUGUGGUGGCCGACACCUGUAAUCACAGCACUUUGGGGGGCCAAGGUGGGAGGACUGCUUGAGCCCAGGAGUUGGAGGCUGCAGUGAGCCAUGAUCUUGCCCCUGCACUCUCGCCUGGGUGACAGAGCAAGACUCUAUCUCAAAAAUGUUUUUAAAAAAUACUUUCUAGGGAAACACACAUUUUGCCCUAUUUGGAACUUUGAAAAGUGAGCCCUCCUCUGCCCAUGGGCCGUGCUGCUCAGCCUGCCAUACUCGCUUGCUUUGCUGUUUGGGAUUUGCCUCCAGAAUAAAGGUCCUUUUUGUUGUUGAAA
Pan troglodytes (chimpanzee) is the source of this 4162-nucleotide messenger RNA. It is a transcript of the gene PLIN5, whose product is annotated as perilipin 5. The record is from RefSeq and is a predicted model, not a curated record. The coding region runs from base 1727 to 3148 and encodes 473 amino acids. The transcript has 8 exons. Gene Ontology annotation, cellular component: lipid droplet; cytosol. NCBI's taxonomy places the organism in Eukaryota, Metazoa, Chordata, Mammalia, Primates, Hominidae. Gene Ontology annotation, biological process: positive regulation of triglyceride storage; lipid storage.